UUUCUAUUUUUAGCUCUCACUUCAUCUACUAAGACUAUACCCACCACUAGCGUUGCUAAGACAACGUCAAAUAAAAGUGGAGCACCUGCCAGCAAUAGAAGAAGAGGACCUAAUGUGAAGGGGAGCAGAAAAAGAAAAAGUGAUUUAACAGGGGCCAAAGCCAAAAAAAGAAAUUCGAAAAAUUAUGAGAAUAGAAAACUAAUGAAAAAAGAUCUACCAGUGGAUGUCAGUAAAUGGUCCAUUGGUGACGUUAAGAAGUUCUUUGAGUCUAAGCCAGAUUGUCAGCCGGUCCUCUCACUGCUUGAAGAUCAGGAGAUUGAUGGGCAGGCACUGCUACUGCUGAGUCAGGACACCAUGGUCAAGUGUUUGAAUAUUAAACUGGGACCAGCUUUAAAGAUAAUGGCUCAUGUUGAUCAAUUGAAGCAGCAACAGGCGACCCACACAUAAACAAUACAUGUACAUGUAUCUUAUCAUCACACACACACUCAUGAUGUGAAGUACAUUAGAGGAUUUGAUGCACUUUCAUUAUGUUACAUGUACACCGUAUGUCUUUAACAUUAAUAGAUAUUAUGGAUAUGGUACUAUUUCUUUUCUUUUUGU
Molecule: messenger RNA, 600 nt
Organism: Amphimedon queenslandica
Lineage: Eukaryota; Metazoa; Porifera; Demospongiae; Haplosclerida; Niphatidae
Product: polyhomeotic-like protein 2
Exons: 4
Coding region: 202-447 (81 amino acids)
Biological process (GO): negative regulation of DNA-templated transcription
Cellular component (GO): nucleus
Molecular function (GO): chromatin binding; histone binding
Source: RefSeq, a predicted model, not a curated record